CAUCAUUGAAAUACCUAAUCUGUAUGUGAUCUUAUCAACUUAAUUCCCAACUACAUCUCACAACUUGCAUACAUGUUCAGUGCUUACCUACCAACCCAAAUUAUAGUACUACCAUAGUAUGUAAACACAAAGAACAAGGACUAGCAGAGGAAGUAGAGCCAAUCCUUUUGCCAUAUUUGCUGGUAGUUCUCUAAAAUCCUUACUGGAAAUUGAAUACUACCUAAGUACCUACCUACCCUGCUACGCCGGCAGCUUAGCACUCAUUCAGCUUGCCCGCCAUGAAUACCACCAAGCGUAAAUUCAAUGCCUUGUUACAAGGGAUCGGCGCGAAGUCGACCCCGUCGGCAGCGCCAGCGCCAGCGCCAGUGUCAGCGUCAGGUAAGCAAAACAAUAGUACUUCAAACUCAGCGCCAGUGAUUCGACCAUCAACUCCAACCUCGACUUCAUACCUAGCCGACACAACUACUCCAAACAAAACAAUGGCUCCUUCCAGCAUACCUACGACUCCAAGCGAAAUCCUUACUAAGCGCCGGCGCGUGGGCGUACUCGAAACCACAACGGCAAAUGAGAAAACAGGCAGCACUGCCAUUUCGAACAUUAUACUAAAGAAAUGGACGCCAGGUGGCAGCGCGGCCUCUCCUAGUAAAGGAACAAAGACCAACGAGCCACCGAAGUACUGCCCUGGUGAUCGCGACGAGUUAAUAAGGCGCCUCGCGACAUUCCAAGAGCUGACAGAAUGGACCCCGAAGCCCGACAAGGUCAACGAAAUUGAAUGGGCAAAACGAGGCUGGGUUUGCCACGGAAAAGAACGUGUGCAGUGCACAUUAUGCCACAAAGAGCUGGUAGUGAGGACCAGCAAGGAACAAGUAGACGGCAAGGAGGUCACCGUAAAACUCGGGUCCGAUAUCGAGGAGGCCUUGGUCAAGAGAUUCGUCGAUUUGAUUGUUGAUGCGCACCAAGAAGAUUGUUUAUGGAGAAAACGUGGCUGCGACGAUUCUCUCCUCAGACUACCUCUAGCGAGCCCUCCAGCUGCUUUGGCCGCUUUACGUCAGCGAUACGAUGAGCUUUGCGCCCGGCAGUCUUUUCUGCCAUACCUCUUCAACUUACGUCUGCCAGCAAACCUUGAUUUACAGGCUACCAAAUCUCAACUAAGUCCAACGUUCUUUACCGAACCACCGCCGCCUAGUACGAGCCCUACAGCACCCAAUGAUGUGGCUGUUGCCCUGGCUCUUGCCGGUUGGCAAGGUCUCAUGAAUCCACGAGUGGGCCCAGUACCAAACUCGGCGACUUGUGCUACAUGUCUACGUCGUCUAGGUCUAUGGAUGUUCAAGAGCAAGGAGGUAGAUGAUGCGGGAAAUAUCCUGGUUCCAGCACCGAUGGACUAUCUCGAUCCCGUACGCGAACACCGGUUCUUUUGUCCUUGGCGAAAUGCCACGGUACAGCACAAUCCAGGUGCAAAGAAAGCGGACAACAAAACUGCUUGGGAAGUGCUCACUGUGACGAUCAAGAAUCAUGCCUACCUUCGUGCACAGUCAGAGAAGAGUACUCUUCGUAGCAUUCUUCAUCGCCCUGCGGCAUCCCUCCCAGCCACGCCAAUGAAGGGAACACAGAAAGGAGGAAAUGGUGGUCCACCAACACCGGGGUCUGAGGCUGUGGAUGACGAGGAUGAAGACAACACAGCUAGAGACCUAAAGGAUAAGGAACGAUGGGCGCGAUUAAGGAGAGUAAAGAGCUUGUUCGAUACGAAGAAUGGCAAGAAGCUACGACGUGAGUCUUCUCGACAUGGUACUGAGUCAAGGCCUCCCACUUCGCAUUCACGACAAGCAAGUAUGCCACCUGAGACAUCGACCCCUAAGAAAUAAGGAGGCAGCCCAGGUAGUUGGGAAGGUAGCGAGGUAGAUAAAGAUGAUUUGUCAAGAGUUGGGUAAUAUUAAGCGGUAUGGUUCAGCAGGCGUUUCCUCUUACCGCUGGGUUAUAGUCGUUAUCUGGAUACCCAUUGUAAUAAUAUCUCGGAGUCUCUCUUCAAUGAAAUAAUCUAAUUGAUAUGGUUGAUUUUCAAAA
Hypoxylon fragiforme is the source of this 2061-nucleotide messenger RNA. RefSeq names its product zf-C3HC-domain-containing protein. Lineage: Eukaryota; Fungi; Ascomycota; Sordariomycetes; Xylariales; Hypoxylaceae. Gene Ontology annotation, cellular component: nucleus. The record is from RefSeq and is a predicted model, not a curated record. The transcript has 2 exons. Gene Ontology annotation, molecular function: zinc ion binding. The coding region runs from base 279 to 1862 and encodes 527 amino acids.